GUUCCUACACUCGCCACAUUACCGCGCGUGUAUGAGCUGGUGGGUCGUGAACGCGCCCAUUGCUGAAAAGCUGACAACCUGCAGACUUUUUUUAUUAGCCUGCCACAAUCAACACAUCACUCCUGGUUGGAUUCCGUUUCAGCAUUCCUGCUGAAAACCUUAGCGAUAGCUUACUGACUCGUCAUUUUUUUCCCUUUAUUUUUGGGGGAAUUGUACAGUAACCUGCCAAAAAAUGAAUCCGGCGUGUAGCAGAUGCAAUAAGACCGUGUAUCCAACUGAAAAAGUAAAUUGCCUGGACAAGUAUUGGCACAAGGGGUGUUUCAGCUGUGAAGUAUGCAAGCUGACUCUGAACAUGAAGAACUACAAAGGCUUUGACAAGAAACCCUACUGCAGCCAACACUACCCCAAGAGCUCCUUCACCAGUGUGGCCGACACCCCAGAGAAUCUGAGGCUCAAACAGCAGAGCAAGAUGCAGAGCCAGGUGGUGUACAAAGAGGAGUUUGAGAAGAACAAAGGCAAGGCCUACAGUGUGGUGACAGACACACCCGAGCUGCAGAGAAUCAAGAAGACGCAGGACCAGAUCAGCAACAUAAAAUACCACGAGGACUUUGAGAAGAGUCGGAUGGGAGGCGAGGCCCCUCCGCCAGAGCGCAAUGCCAAUCAAGGCAACCAGCAGUCUUACAACUAUGAUCCCGAGCCUGUGGCUGUGCCUGUGCCUGUGGCCCAUGUGGCUCCACCAGCUGCCGCUGCACCACCUAGUGCGCCACCUAGUGGUGGGAAGCGCUACCGGGCCCUGUACGACUACGCAGCGGCGGACGACGACGAGGUGUCGUUCGGGGAGGGCGACAUGAUCUUGGACGUGCAGCAGAUCGACGAGGGCUGGAUGUUCGGCCGCGUGCAGCGUACCGGCCAGCAGGGCAUGCUCCCCGCCAACUACGUGGAGCUGGCAUGAGAGGAGUAACACAGAGAUGGAUGGAUGGAUGGAUGGAUGGAUGGAGGGAGGAAAGAGGAAAUAAGGGGGGGGGGGGAAGGAAGGAGAGGGUAAUGGAGGGGUGCAGAAGAGAGAUUUAAGGGCUGGACAGGAGGAUUUUGGGGGAAACAAACAAACUAAAAGUGGGAGAGGGAGUGUACAGUGGAGUUGUCUUGACAACUCCGGUCCUUGCUCUGCUAUCAAAAUAAUUAGUUCGCCACUUAAUUUCACCUUUUGUCUUUUGAUGUUUUUUUCUAUUUGUAACGGGUCCCUGCUAUGGUUGCAGUCCAGCCAUGCGCUACUAAGGGCCAAUACCAUUUCCAGAUGGCAGUCACAAACCAAUGCCUUAUUUCAGUUGCCUUUACUUUGUGUUAAUUUCUUUCUCUUUGACAUGCACCUAUUUGCGUUGCAAGCUUAAAAGGCUCCUCUAUUUUGUGCCCUUUGCUCUCUUGUAUUCUCAUUUUGGCACCGCUAACCUUUCUAUAUUUGAGCACAAUGUGAAUUUGGUCCCCAUAUUCAGUCUUGUUGGGUUGAUUGACCUCAGCAAGGAAGAAGGGUCACGGGCUGCAGUAUCUGCUGGGUAAUGUAGUUUUCUGAAACUUCCUAGCUUUUGGUGAUACUUGGUAGGUACACUGGAGGAUCCAGCCCAUAAUGUCUGAACUGAACAGAAUCCACAGCAGGCAACGGCGGAGGAGUACGAUCUGGCCCCUCCAAAACCACACACUUGAUGAUGCACUUUUUAGGGAUAAUCAGAAACGAUAAUAGGAAGAAAUAAAAACAAAACAAAUAUAUAAACAAAAAAAAAUCAGAUGGGUUUUAUAUGAAAUAGAAAUUGAGUCCUUGUUACAGAGUGCAGUGCUGUUUAAAGCUGACCUCCCUUUGAGAACGGAUAGAGGUCAGUCACAAAAAUCUUGAAUGGUCUUUUAUAGAAACUCCACAAAAAAAGAAACGCUGUAUAGUGUAAUCAAUUACUUAUCAUUCCAUUGUUAUUUUUUAAUGAAGCAUUCCAAUCCAUUAUAUUGCAAAAUAAAAUGGUGCAAUGAAA
This is a messenger RNA of Clupea harengus (Atlantic herring), 2015 nucleotides long. RefSeq names its product LIM and SH3 domain protein 1-like. NCBI's taxonomy places the organism in Eukaryota, Metazoa, Chordata, Actinopteri, Clupeiformes, Clupeidae. The record is from RefSeq and is a predicted model, not a curated record. Gene Ontology annotation, molecular function: actin filament binding. Gene Ontology annotation, cellular component: focal adhesion.